Messenger RNA from Gadus chalcogrammus (walleye pollock), 1950 nucleotides. RefSeq names its product transmembrane protein 151B. The transcript has 6 exons. The record is from RefSeq and is a predicted model, not a curated record. The coding region runs from base 1 to 1950 and encodes 649 amino acids. NCBI's taxonomy places the organism in Eukaryota, Metazoa, Chordata, Actinopteri, Gadiformes, Gadidae.
AUGACGACGGACGAGGAGACGACGGCCGCGGAACAGCCCAUCCUGGAGGACGGGACCGGAAGAGAGCAGCAGCGCCCCCUGCAGGCCUCUCUGGCCUCGUCGCUGUGCCGCGAGUCCCACUGGAAGUGUCUGCUGCUCACCCUGCUGAUGCUGGGCUGCUUCGGGGCGCUGGCCUGGUGCGCUCUGAGCCGCGUGCCGGUGCUGGGCUCCGCCGCUGUGCGGCCCGUCGCGGCGGCGCUGGACGACGGCGCCACGUCCGCCGCCUACUACAACGACGUGCUGCGUCUGGAGAGCCCGUGCUCCAGCGGCUACGUGUACAUCCCGCUGGCCUUCCUGGCCAUGCUCUACGUGGUCUACCUGGUGGAGUGCUGGCACUGCUUCUCCAAGACCGCCAUGCUGGCCCACGCCGAGUUCCAGGAAGUGUACGAGCGGGUCCAGAGGCUGCAGCAGGCCACGCCCUGCAUCUGGUGGAAGGCCAUCAGCUACCACUACGUCCGCCGCACCCGGCAGGUGACCCGCUACCGCAACGGGGACGCCUACACCACCACCCAGGUGUACCACGAGCGUGUCAACACCCACGCCUCCAGCUCCGAGUUCGACUACGCCCGCUACGGCGUGAAGGACGUGUCCAAGGAGCUGCUGGACCUGCCGCUGCACCCGGCCGUCCGACUGCGCUUCACCAAGUGCUUCAGCUUCUCCAGCGCUCGAGCUGAGGCUGCCUACCUGACACAGCGCGCCCGCUUCUUCGGGGAGAACGAGGGUCUGGACGACUACAUGGAGGCCCGGGAGGGAAUGCACCUGAAGAACGUGGACUUCCGGGAGCACAUCCUGGCGUUCCCGGACCCCACGCGGCCCCCCUGGUACUCCCGGCACCGCGUGUUCUGGCUGGCCUCGGCGCUGCUGCUCUCCUGGCCCCUGAGGGUGGUGUCGGAGUACCGCACGGCCUACGUCCACUACCACGUGGAGAAGCUGUUCGGCGAGAACGAGGAGAGCGGGGCGGGGGGGGCGGGCGGGGCCGGAGGGGGGGCCGAUGGGCCCUCGGAGAACGGCGCGGCGCGCGGCGGGGCGGGCCUGGCGGGGGCCAGCUACAGGGCCAUCUCGCGGGUCAACACGGUGGACAUGACGGAGCUGGAGUGGCACAUCCGCUGCAACCAGCAGAUGGUCCCCAGCUACUCGGAGGCGCUGCUCAUGGACCUGGACACGGGCGGGGGGGGCCCCACCGCCACCACCACGCCCGUCUCCGGGCCCCCGGGCGCCCCGGGGCUCCAGGGGCCCGCCCCCCCGCUGGCCCUGCCCGCCGUCUUCAACUCGGCCUACCUCCUGCAGAGCUGCCCGCGCUGCCGGCGCACCUCGUCCAGCUCCAGCCUGCCGUCCCGGCUGCGGGCGCCCAGCGGCACCACUGCGCUGCUCAACGCCACCGUGGCCGGCAUGCGGGCGGCGGGGGGGCGGGGGGCCGGGCCGGCGCCGCCCGGGGGGGGGCCCCGGCUGGUGCUGAGCCGCAGCGGCUUCUCGCUGGGCCGGCUGGCGGUGGGACGGCCCGCCAGCCUCUUCCACUCCCGCAGCAUGGGGGGGGGGCUGGCCGGGAGGGGGGAGGACGGAGGAGGAGGGGGAGGAGGGGGAGGAGGGAGCAGCGGGGGAGGGGGCAGCGGGGGGAGCGGGGGAGGGGGAGGGGGGUUCCUGGGGCUGGGGUCCCGGCAGGACGACGAGGAGAGCCGGGGGGUGCUGGAGGGGGAGGAGCAGGCGGAGGAGGAGAGGGAGGGGGGGGAGGAGGACAGGGGCAGAGGAGAGGGCGGGCCGGGCGAGAGGCAGGGGGGGGAGGAGGAGGAGGGGGGCAGCGAGGCCAGGGAGGCGGGGGAGAGAGAGAGACCCCCCUCCUACCAGGACGCCUUCUUCUUCCCCGUGCUCAUCGUCCACGGAGAGGAGAGCUGCCACGGGGGGGACCGCAUGUGA